Cyphellophora attinorum is the source of this 789-nucleotide messenger RNA. RefSeq lists its product as uncharacterized. NCBI's taxonomy places the organism in Eukaryota, Fungi, Ascomycota, Eurotiomycetes, Chaetothyriales, Cyphellophoraceae. Bases 1 to 789 code for a protein of 262 amino acids. The transcript has a single exon. The record is from RefSeq and is a predicted model, not a curated record.
AUGUCCCUGUCUAACCCCAGCACCCCGUCCUCCCGCCCUUCCCUCGACAUCCUCCCGCCUAACCUUCGUUCACUGGCCACGUCAACCUUCAGAGACCCCGCCUUCCGCCCAGUCAGCAUGUCUCGCACCGUCACGCACUCCGACGCGGGCCACACCCUCAUGGGCCGGACCUGGAACACACCCUCCACCAUUCCCGUGCUUGUCAGCUUCUAUCGAGACGCCGCCGGCUCCUCAUCUCCAGAAUAUGCAGGCGGGGAUGGGGACUGGGAUGCGACGGUGAUGGCAGAUGCAGACCGGGGCAGGGCUGGCUCAGACGACGUCGAAGUGGAGCUUGAUGAGGAGAAACGCCUCGAAGUCCGCCGCUUCUACGUCUUCGGCCACGACCUCAACGCUCAUCCGGACCUCCUGCACGGCGGCGUAGUAAGCUGUAUCCUAGACAGCGGGUUAGGUGGAGCAGUGGGUAUGGCGCUGCGGCCACGAUCACGGUCACGGUCAUCGACUAGCAGCAGAAAAGGAGGUCUCGGCGUCGACGGCGAAGGCCUCAGCAACACCAACACUCAAAACCCCAGAUUGGAGGAACAACAAGGUCUCCCGACAUAUACUGUUCAGCUGAACGUGCGGUACCGCGCGCCUGUGCGUACGCCUGGCGGUGUGAUGGUACGCAGCUGGAUCACCAAGAUCUCGCUGGACGGGCGGAAGAUUUGGGCGGCGGGCAGCGUGGAGGGGCCGGAUGGAGUGGUGCAUGCUGAGGCGGAAGGGUUGUGGCUUCGGGCGAAGGCGAAGUUGUGA